CUCCGCUCCCAGCAGUGCAGAUCUGUGGACCCUUGUCCGCCGUCCCCGCCAAAAUGUCUACAAGUGCACCCGCAGGUUCAAGUGCUGCCGCUGGCAGUAAUCGAAGACUUCAGCAGACACAAAAUCAAGUAGAUGAGGUGGUGGACAUAAUGAGGGUUAACGUGGAUAAGGUGUUGGAAAGAGACCAGAAGCUCUCCGAGUUAGACGACCGUGCAGAUGCGCUGCAGGCAGGUGCCUCUCAGUUUGAAACAAGUGCUGCCAAGUUGAAGAGAAAAUACUGGUGGAAGAAUUGCAAGAUGUGGGCCAUAGGGAUUACUGUUCUGGUUAUCAUCAUCAUCAUCAUCAUCGUGUGGAGUGUCUCUUCAUGAAGAACCAGUGAAACUCAAGCCUGCUGUUCAAGAAACCUCAAGACUUUUGACAUAGAACCUGCUUACCUACUGUUAUAUCUAAACUAGUUAUUUUUGUUAGUUAAUGUAAAGUUCAGUUUCUAGGAAAUGUGCCUUUUGUUUUUUAACAUGCACUCCAAGUUAGAAGUACGGCCAGCCCCGUCCACAUUUUGCACAGUGCCUUUACAGAUUUACAUAUGGGCUGAUGAAGAGGACCUCUUAAGUUGCAGAGUAGUAUAAUUGAAAUGUAAUGUCGUCACUGAUUAAUUGCUGUUGAUCCCAGUUAAGGGAAUUUUUGCCAAGUUAGUUAUCCUUGUCAUAUGGCAUCGUCUUCAGAAUUGCAUUUUAAACUCCUGGGUAAUUAGGUUUCCAACUUGUGCCUUCCAGAAAGAAAACACUACUGCCUAGCACAAAUCUGUGACACUAACAGGCUGUGCCUUAUUUUAAUACUUUUCUGAUUCCCCUUAAAAAACUCGCUCCUCUGUGUUUUCCUGAGCACUACUGACUUUUUCCGCUGUAUUUAAAACAAGAUGCUGGUAAAGAGUUUCUGCUCUAACAUUAGAUAUGAAGAUGUUUACUUUCUUGUUAUUGUUUUGUAUCACUUGCUAAAAAUACUAUUUUGAUCAGAAACAAUAACCUUUUCACAAAGUUUUUUAGAGCUGCGGCUAUGACCAAAGUUUCUAUUUUGCCAAAAAGUUAAAUACUGAUAAAAUAUCAUCAAGUCUGUUCCCAACAGAUAAAUACAGAAAAGUGCCAAAUGGAAUUCAAAGUGCCCUGCAGAAUUAAAAUUGGAAUACUGUGUUUGAAUUUUCUACUACAUGUUAACGAUCUUUCUUGGCUUUGAACUGUAGAUGGUGAUGUUCCCCCUCUGAUGCGUCAUUUCUCAUGGGGGGUUAGAGAAGGUUUGAGCUAGGCUCUGACUGCCUCAUACCUAGGGACAAAGAGUUUACCCUGCAGUUACAAAUUAUCAGCUGGGGACUCCAGUAUGUGUCUAGGAAUUAUGUAGCCCUCAAGUAAGACCAUCUGUGAAUUUGAUCAUUAUCUGGCCCAGUCUUCAUAGACUAUAGCUUUUUGGAGUUUGUUUCCUAUUUUUACUCAUAUUCUACUUCCUAAAUCAGUCUUCUAAUUUGCUUCCAGUUAGGCAUUGGUCAGGGGAGGGUGAGGCUUUUCACAGAGAACAGCUAACCAGAGACAUUUCCUUUCUUCAGUGUCAUAAACUACCUGCACAGGAUGCUGCUUUGAAAAAGCUGUUGUCAUCUGGGAGACUUAUUGUCUACAUGAUGACAUCAGGGUAUGUGGCUUAAAGAUGGGAGUUUAGGUAUGAAAACAGGAAAGGAGGCACUGAAGGAGAAACAAACUUUACUACUUUGUGGCCCACUGUCACUAGAGAGUUCUAAAAUUCUUCACAUUCUAUUACGACUUAACAAAGCAACAACAGCUUAGGUACACCAGGAUGUGGGUUCUGCUUCUCUAGUGUCUGUCCCCUGACGUCACUGAAAUGAUUUAAUAUUGAAGACAUGGUUUGCAGUGUGCCUCGCUGUGAGGAGAGAGCAGCUAUCAGUGUUGAGACAUGAGCCCACCUUCAGCACAGGGUCUGUGGCCAAGUCUGACUCUGAAACCUUGGUGCUUUCUCCUUGGCCUCAGUGCUCGGUUCCAUGUAACCCACUGGCUCCUGCAUUAACCCAGGAAUACCUCGCUCAUAUCCGUGCAUUUAGCUGGGAACUGGCCCACUGUAAUGACCUGAAUAAAGUGUUUAUAAACAUGA
Molecule: messenger RNA, 2151 nt
Organism: Otolemur garnettii (small-eared galago)
Lineage: Eukaryota; Metazoa; Chordata; Mammalia; Primates; Galagidae
Gene: VAMP3
Product: vesicle associated membrane protein 3
Exons: 5
Coding region: 54-368 (104 amino acids)
Biological process (GO): vesicle-mediated transport; vesicle fusion; SNARE complex assembly
Cellular component (GO): plasma membrane; SNARE complex
Molecular function (GO): syntaxin-1 binding; SNAP receptor activity
Source: RefSeq, a predicted model, not a curated record